GGGGGGGGGGCGGGGGUAUGUGGCCAGGGAUGCGUCGAUGAGUCCGAGAAGAGCUUCGGCACCUGUCUCGGGAGCAUGGACUUGCUCGCCAACAGGGAAUUUCGGCCCGCUAGAGCCGCCAGCAGUGACCGCUACUCGUGCGAGCUCACAGAACUGUGGGUUUGCUCCCUCCUGGGUAACGAACGGGCUUCUGCCCGACGGCAUGCGGGUUUCCUGCAGUCCACGCCAUUGUGUGGAGCUGGGAGAGCUAGCUUUCCUUGGGUCAAAAAGGAUGGACGCCGAUUGGGGGGAUAGGGAAGCUGGGCAGAAUCAAAACGGGAAGAUGAAAUA
This is a messenger RNA of Colletotrichum navitas, 330 nucleotides long. RefSeq lists its product as uncharacterized. The record is from RefSeq and is a predicted model, not a curated record. Bases 76 to 294 code for a protein of 72 amino acids. NCBI's taxonomy places the organism in Eukaryota, Fungi, Ascomycota, Sordariomycetes, Glomerellales, Glomerellaceae. The transcript has a single exon.